Phoenix dactylifera (date palm) is the source of this 1473-nucleotide messenger RNA. RefSeq names its product malate dehydrogenase, mitochondrial-like. Lineage: Eukaryota; Viridiplantae; Streptophyta; Magnoliopsida; Arecales; Arecaceae. Gene Ontology annotation, biological process: tricarboxylic acid cycle; malate metabolic process. Gene Ontology annotation, molecular function: L-malate dehydrogenase (NAD+) activity. Gene Ontology annotation, cellular component: cytoplasm; mitochondrion. The record is from RefSeq and is a predicted model, not a curated record.
CGGAGUGCCCGAAAACCCCAAACCCUCUUCUCCUCAACCGUUCGUUUCUAGUGGAAGUUGCUGUCUUUCUUCUUUUCUCUCUGGAAAAUGAGGACUUUUUUGCUUAGAUCCAUGGCGUCCGCCCUCCGGAGAGGAGGAGCUCCGUCCUCCCCUGCCCCCUCAUCUCAUAUUCUCCGCAGAUCCUUCAGCGUUGAGUCGGGCCCCGAGCGGAAGGUCGCGAUCCUGGGCGCCGCCGGCGGGAUCGGCCAGCCCCUCUCCCUCCUCAUGAAGCUCAACCCCCUCGUCUCCCGCCUGGCCCUCUACGAUAUCGCCGGCACCCCCGGCGUCGCCGCAGACGUCAGCCAUAUCAACACCCGCGCCGAGGUGAAGGGUUACGCGGCCGAGGAGCAGCUGGGCCAAGCCUUGGAGGGUUCCGACCUCGUCAUCAUCCCCGCUGGCGUGCCUCGGAAACCUGGCAUGACCCGAGACGAUCUCUUCAACAUCAACGCCGGCAUCGUCAAAUCGCUCUGCACUGCCAUCGCCAAGUACUGCCCCGACGCUCUUGUUAAUAUGAUUAGCAACCCGGUGAAUUCCACGGUGCCGAUCGCAGCUGAGGUUUUCAAGAAGGCCGGAACCUAUGAUGAGAAGAAGCUGUUCGGUGUCACCAUGCUCGAUGUGGUCAGGGCCAAGACUUUCUAUGCUGGGAAGGCGAACGUUCCAGUUUCUGAAGUUAAUGUCCCUGUGGUUGGUGGGCAUGCUGGCAUAACAAUUUUGCCUCUGUUCUCCCAGGCAACUCCAGCAACUAAUGCAUUGUCGGAGGACGACAUAAAAGCUCUCACAAAGAGGACACAGGAUGGUGGGACGGAAGUGGUGGAGGCAAAGGCUGGAAAAGGAUCUGCAACUUUGUCUAUGGCAUAUGCUGGUGCCAUCUUUGCAGAUGCAUGCUUGAAGGGUCUUAAUGGGGUUCCAGAUAUUGUUGAGUGCUCUUUUGUCCAGUCAAGCAUAACUGAACUACCAUUCUUUGCCUCUAAGGUGAGACUUGGGAAGAACGGUGUUGAGGAAGUACUUGGAUUGGGCACCCUCUCAGAAUAUGAGAAACAGGGUUUGGAGAAUCUGAAGGCUGAGCUCAAGGCCUCCAUUGAGAAGGGAAUUAAGUUUGCCAAAGAUAAUUAAGUUGUCUGAAUUCUAAGGUUGCUUGAACCAUGACAAUUUUGCUUCUGUUCCUGAGAGGGUCAUUCUCUCGAUACACUUUACAUCGUGUUUAAUCGAUUCCUUGAGCUUGUUGAGCUGGCUGUCAGCUGCAGCCAACUAAGCUUUUAAGCUUCGGUCACAAUAAGCCAUACAAUUUGCGGAAGAAAAACACUGAGGAAUACAUUUAUUGGACUUGCAGCCUAAUGAACUGUGGCAAGUCCAGCCUAUUUUGAUUAUUCUGAUUGCAUAGUUUCGUAGACCUCAACUUGGUGUUUCAGUUUAAACGAGAGGUUUGUUUCAAUU